Messenger RNA from Cyprinodon tularosa, 2287 nucleotides. It is a transcript of the gene eef1akmt1, whose product is annotated as EEF1A lysine methyltransferase 1. The record is from RefSeq and is a predicted model, not a curated record. Bases 164 to 817 code for a protein of 217 amino acids. Gene Ontology annotation, molecular function: nucleic acid binding; protein-lysine N-methyltransferase activity. The transcript has 5 exons. Lineage: Eukaryota; Metazoa; Chordata; Actinopteri; Cyprinodontiformes; Cyprinodontidae. Gene Ontology annotation, biological process: methylation.
ACUACGUCAUCUUCCGGCGACUUUUUCACGUGUUAAUAACAGAACAGCGGGAGUAGAAGAGGUGGUUUUAAUCAGGCCUGUUUCAGGAUCUCCUCUCUCUGACCUUAGCAGAGGAUUUCUACCCAGCUGCUCAUCUUCAUCAUCGUCCUUUGCCCCGGCAGCCAUGAGCGACAGCGAUGACGACGUUCCCACACUGUCCGCCCACACUCUGGCUGCCCUGCAGGAGUUCUACAACGAGACCAGGACCGGUCCCGAUCCGGAUGGGACGGCGUCGGACCCGUUUGCUGUGGGAGCAGUAGAGGAGGACUGGAGGAUGAGUCAGUUCUGGUACAGUGAUGAGACGGCGGCGCUGUUAGCAGAGGAGGUCGUACGGGAAGCCGGAGAGGGAGGCAGGGUAGCGUGUGUUUGCGCUCCCAGCGUGUACCAGAAGUUGAAGCAGGGCGUGUUGGACGGGUCAGACAAGGUGUCAGCUGUGGUGUUGGAGUACGACCGCCGCUUCUCCACCUACGGGGACGACUUCAUCUACUACGACUACAACGAGCCGCUGUCGCUGCCCUGCGGCGUGGCCCCUCAGAGCUUCGACGUGGUCCUGGCCGACCCGCCCUACCUGUCCGAGGAGUGCCUGAGCAAAGUGGCCCAAACCAUCCAGUACCUGAGCAAAGGCAAAGUGCUGCUCUGCACUGGAGCCAUCAUGGAGGGCGUCGCCAAAGAGCUAUUGGGGGUAAAAAUGUGCUCCUUUUUGCCCAAACACAACAGAAACUUGUCCAACGAGUUCCGCUGCUUCAUCAACUAUCCGUCCCGCCUGCUGUCGAGCUGAGGAACCGACGGGUUAAAAGACGAGCGGCGGGUUUGGGAAGCAGAGGAAGAUCCAUUACCAGAACCUGCAUCUGUAAUCCAGUUAGAAACCACUGACUGGUUAUUUGAUCAUUUCAGGAAGAAAUAUGAACAGUUUCCAGCUUUUAUCUUGAAAAAUGCUGAGGCUUUUUUUUUAUUUGUCUUUGCCGUUUUCCUGCUGCUCUCAUUGGACCAACGGCUAAAGAGAAGUUCAGACAUUUCAUCCAUUCAUUAACAAGUUAUUUAUGUUCUUUACGUAAUUGAUGCCUGAAAAUUUGCUUAUUUCAACAAAUUCUGAUUAACAUAAUUUCCAGGUUAUGGUAGGUUUUGAAUCACACAUAAUCUUUCCCCAGUGAUGCAUUUUUUGGGUGAAUGUUACUACAAACCCGAGUAAGUUAAUCAAAGUCAGAAUUUAAAAUGGAGUCAAUUAAAUCCAACUUUUUAUGUAAGGAAGUACAACAAAAAAUAAACAUUUUGUGUAUUAAAGGUUUGUAAGUUAGAUUUAUUUUGGAAAAGUAAACUUUAUUAUUUAAAGUUUAUCAUUUCUAUUCAAUGUUUAUGUUGUUUUUCAGUCCAGGUUACUCUAAGCAAUACUUAACCAAUCAUAAAAUAAUUUAUUUUAUGAUUUAGUUUUUAUUAAAUAAAAACAAAAAGUAAUGAUUGAGUCCAGUAGAUGCUUGUUCAGCCCAGCUGACUUAUAAGACAAUUUAGGUUUUAAACGAUUCACAAAAUGCUUUCAGAUUAUACUGAGUUAUAUUGAACCAUACUGCAACAUUAAGCACAGGAAGUCUUAUUAGACUCAAUACUUACAACCAGCGAAGAUCUUUUUACUCAACUAUCAAGGAUUUUGUUUUUCCUCCAGCAGUUUAAUCUACAUAUUUAAGAUGAGUAUCAACAAGUUGAGGGGAAUUGUAUUCUGUUCUCUUUAAAUCUUUUAGGAUAUUGAAUGUUGCGAGUGAAGAUACUCCAUCAUCCAGGUCAUAGUCAUAUCAAAAAAGUUAAAAAACAAUCAACUGGACUUUGUAUCCAAGUUUGAAGAAGUUUCGCUUACCAUCCAGGAAUAAUGAGAUUUGGAAUUGAAAAUGUUUCCUGGAUGGGAAGCGAAACGUCUUCAAACUUGAAAACAAAGUCCAGUGGAUUGUUGUUGUUUUUUUUACUUUUUGGAAUGAGAUACUGAAUGUUGACUUCUACAAUGUAAAUGUAUUUUACUGAAUAAACUUAAAGAAAUGUAAAGAAUCUACGCAACGACUUCAGUGGACGUGUGUUUGGAUCCAGAAUAAACCGUCAAACACAACUGAAAUAAAAAAAACUGAUGCAUUAUGGGAAAUGGGAGAUGAAUCUAACCUGUGGCUCUUUAGACACUCGGCGACAGCUCUUCAUCACUUUGGUUGAAAAAUGAAGCUAAUAUUUGUCAAAAUGUAUACACUAAUAAAUACUUUUUAUGUUUUUUAAA